AUGUCGUGGUUGCUUCAGAAGAUCGUUCACAAUGAGGCGAUGAAGACGGAUCCUAAGGAGGUUUAUGGUUGGAGAGUGUACGCACUGGCGUGUUCUGCGUGCUUUGGUGGCAUGCUCUUCGGGAUGGACUCUGGUAUCAUUGGCGGAGUCCUCACAAUGACACCUUUUGAAGAUAAGUAUGGCUUGUCGGGCCUGAACAAAACUGAACAGGCGAACCUAUCCGCCAAUAUUGUGUCAACCCUGCAAGCAGGUUGCUUCUUCGGAGCCCUGCUAGCAUCACCAGCGGCUGAUCGAUAUGGAAGACGGUAUGCGCUGAUUGGGGCUGCUUUGCUUGGUAUUAUCGGUGUCGUCAUGCAAACUGCAGCGAGUGGUCACCUGGAAGCGAUGUAUAUCGGUCGUCUAAUUACUGGUUUCGGUGUGGGAUCCGCAUCAAUGAUCAAUCCUCUCUAUGUCUCGGAAAAUGCGCCACGCGCGAUUCGGGGUGGUCUGACCGGCCUAUACCAACUCUUUAUCACCAUGGGAAUCAUGCUGGCUUUCUGGAUCAAUUACGGCAGUCUCUUGCACCUGACGGGGUCUACGAUGUAUCUCGUACCGUUAGCUAUGCAAGGACUUCCUGCUGUGCUUCUACUUGGAGGAAUGCUUAUGUGCAAUGAGUCGCCCCGCUGGUUGGCCAAGCAGGAUCGAUGGGAAGAAGCGCGCGCCACUCUUUCCAAAGUCCGAGCACUCCCUGCGGACCACCCGUAUGUGGAAGAAGAGUUCCAAGGCAUCGCUCAGCAAUUGGAACAAGAGCGACUUCUCAUUGGAGGUUCAAGCUUUCUGGACCUGAUGAAAGAAAUGUGGCUUGUUCCCGGUAACCGCAAACGAGCCAUCAUAUCUGUGCUCUUAAUGAUAUGCCAGCAAAUGACCGGUACCAAUGCAAUCAAUUACUACAGUCCUCAGAUCUUCAAAAAUCUAGGUGUUGAGGGCAAAGCAACCAAUCUCUUUGCAACCGGCGUUUACGGAAUCGUCAAGAUGGUCAGCUGUGGUGUCUUCCUUGUAUUUGUCGCCGAUUCCCUCGGACGUCGCCGCUCCCUCCUGUGGACAUCUAUAGCCCAAGGCCUAGCGAUGAUGUACAUCGGCUUAUACGUGCGUAUCGCACCUCCAGUUGAAGGAAGUCCAGUCAUCCCAGCUGGCUACUUUGCCCUCGUCUGCAUCUUCUUAUUCGCGGCGUUCUUCCAAUUCGGCUGGGGUCCCGUUUGCUGGAUUUACAUAUCCGAAAUACCAAGUGCCAGACUUCGAUCGCUCAAUGUGGCCAUCGGAGCUGCAACCCAGUGGCUGUUCAACUUUGUGGUGGCUCGCGCUGUGCCGGUGAUGCUGACUACAGUCGGUGCUAAUGGAUAUGGAACGUACAUCAUCUUCUCGUGCUUUUGCUUCUCGAUGUUUGUAUUUGUCUGGUUCUUUAUCCCAGAGACGAAAGGAUUAUCACUUGAAAAGAUGGACGAUUUGUUCGGUGUCACCAAUCUAGCUCAACAAGAGAUUGACGAUGCGGAGCAGAGCGUCAUCGCCAAAAAUUCCAGCAAACCCGCAGUCAACCGUGCGCAGCACGUCGAAAGCCAUCGCGCAUGA
Messenger RNA from Penicillium diatomitis, 1605 nucleotides. RefSeq names its product sugar porter family MFS transporter. Gene Ontology annotation, molecular function: carbohydrate:proton symporter activity. The record is from RefSeq and is a predicted model, not a curated record. Gene Ontology annotation, cellular component: membrane. Gene Ontology annotation, biological process: carbohydrate transport; transmembrane transport. The transcript has 8 exons. The coding region runs from base 1 to 1605 and encodes 534 amino acids. NCBI's taxonomy places the organism in Eukaryota, Fungi, Ascomycota, Eurotiomycetes, Eurotiales, Aspergillaceae.